Phialemonium atrogriseum is the source of this 980-nucleotide messenger RNA. RefSeq lists its product as uncharacterized. The transcript has 4 exons. Bases 363 to 980 code for a protein of 205 amino acids. Lineage: Eukaryota; Fungi; Ascomycota; Sordariomycetes; Cephalothecales; Cephalothecaceae. The record is from RefSeq and is a predicted model, not a curated record.
CUGCAGGUCUACGUCGAAUCGUUAUAGUACCUUUGCGCCGUAAGUUGGCUCUUGACCACUCUGGUCGGGGGAUCAAGAUUGGUUACAUGACAGGUCGAGUAUACCUUCCGGUCCCAGCGCAGGCCUUCUUCCAGGCCGCGAUUAUAAUCUUCUUCUAUCUUUUUCCUGCUUGAUGAGUCUUAGAUGAGUCUUUAGCAGCCUGCGCGCGAGCGUUUCCGCAACACAUGCCCGAGUCAAAUGCUGAUCUAGUCCCGGUGGGAGUUGGAUUUAGAUCCAUAGGCCUGCGGGAUGGUCAGCGGUGCCAAUCGGAACUCGGCCGAGUACUGGGGCGAUGUGGAUAGUUUUGACCAGCGCAAGGGGACAUGGGGUUGAUAGCCUAUGCGCUACUCACCGCGCCAAAUUACUUCGAUGCGGCGAGGUUGCGCGAGGAGGAGACACAUUUAGACAGCUCAAACUCGUUCUACCUCUGGGAUGGGUGGAGCAGUGACGGCCUUUGGGGCGACGAAAGGAAGCAGGAGGACUUUUACUGGGAGAACUUUGCGAUACAGUAUAUAGGCAGGGGCCGCAACUCGUCCCAGUUCGCAUACUGGUGUCUCAAGAGCUUCGUCGUGGACAGAUUACCAGAGACUCACCCGUUCUGGAUGUGCAAUAAGCUGCCCCACCCGCUCGACUCGUCUACCCUCAAAACACUGGGCACCGGAGAUAAUGCCCAACAGCACCUAGACGAAGUGCUAGCGCCUAACAGCACGCUUAGCAUAAGCACCGACGAUGGUAAUACUGGGAGCGUACAGUGGGAGCCCUUUGGUGUCCACCUCGAUUUCGUGGAGAUCAUCCUCCCUGACUGUCGGGCAGAGAAUGUGCCCGCGCUUGUCAGUACCUGGAAGACACGAAAGGCGAUGGACCUCCGGGUGGAGGCAACAUUGAUCUCUGCGAUGAAACAUUGGCCAGCAUGGCACUUCCGCGUAUACAGGGUAAUAUAA